AUGGCGCGGGCGGGUUCUGUGGCUGGUUUCGGUGGUUCGACGGAAAUCACCCAACUCGCCAACAAUAUCGAACUGGUGCAAAUGUAUUUGCAGCAGGCGCAAGCCUACGCAACGCAAUUGCAGCAGUGGAACACGCAGAUUCAGCAGUAUCAGAACAUGAUUACCAACACGCUGAAUAUCCCGAAUCAGAUUUGGGGGCAAAUCACCAACGAACUUUCUGGCGUAGCGAAUCUGGUCAAGCAAGGGCAGGCUUUGGCCUACUCUGCAACGAAUAUCGGUUCGCAGUUUCAAUCCACGUUCAAGGGCUUCCAGUUCCCGGCUGGUUUCAAUUACAAGACGGAAUACAAAAAGUAG
Molecule: messenger RNA, 354 nt
Organism: Elaeis guineensis (African oil palm)
Lineage: Eukaryota; Viridiplantae; Streptophyta; Magnoliopsida; Arecales; Arecaceae
Source: RefSeq, a predicted model, not a curated record